AUGGGUGCUCAUGGAUCUAACAUGGAUGAAAUCCUGGCUGAGGACAUGCAUCACUGGUACAAUAAGUUCAUGAAGGAGUCUCCUUCAGGGCUCAUUACCCUGUUUGAGCUAAAGAACAUGCUACAGAUGCAGGGUAUGACCGAGGAGGCCAGCAGCUAUGUUAACCAGGUCUUCUAUACUUUUGACAUGGAUGGGGAUGGGUAUAUUGAUUUUGUAGAAUAUAUAUCAGCUGUAAGUUUGCUACUGAAAGGAGAGAUCAACCAGAAACUGAAGUGGUACUUCAAACUUUUUGAUCAAGAUGGAAAUGGAAAAAUUGACAGAGACGAGAUGGAGACCAUCUUCAAGGCUAUUCAGGAUAUCACCCGGAUCUAUGAAAACCCUCCAGAGGAGAUUGUGACACUCAUUUAUGAAAGGAUUGAUGUUAAUAAUGAAGGUGAGCUGACUUUAGAAGAGUUCAUCACUGGUGUUAAGGAGCAACCUGACAUCCUGGAGAUGCUCACCAAGAUGAUGGACCUGACUCGUGUGCUGGAGAUUAUAGUCAAUGGACAGAGAAAAAUGGCUAAAGCCAGUGUGUGCAAUGCCGAGUCAUAG
Molecule: messenger RNA, 591 nt
Organism: Neoarius graeffei (lesser salmon catfish)
Lineage: Eukaryota; Metazoa; Chordata; Actinopteri; Siluriformes; Ariidae
Gene: guca1c
Product: guanylate cyclase activator 1C
Exons: 4
Coding region: 1-591 (196 amino acids)
Molecular function (GO): calcium sensitive guanylate cyclase activator activity; calcium ion binding
Source: RefSeq, a predicted model, not a curated record